GUUAAAUAAACGCAUUCAGUUUUAAUUUCACAUGGAAUAAAUUACUAUGUUGUAGCUUAUCAAGAGGCAGGGCCCGGGGAUCUUUAGUUACAGUUUCCACUGAAUAAGGAAAUCGCGCGGGGUCUCUUUCUCUUUAUGAGCGUAACCAGGAAAAUAACCACCAACCACAACAAUUGGUGAAGUCAAAGAACAUAACUGAUCCUAGAUCAGCUUUAUGUAGCAAAGUAUCGCUGAACAGCCGCAGUGGUGAGAUAGCGGUGGCGACUGUUGAUGUUUUUGUUGUCAGCAAAAUGGCGACAAGCGGAGAGGCCCCGGAAUCUUGGUACCUGGCUCUGCUCGGCUUUGCCGAACAUUUUCGGACGUCUAGUCCCCCGAAGAUCCGUCUCUGCGUCCACUGUCUACAGGCGGUGUUUCAGUUCAAGCCGCCACAGAGGGUCGAGGCCCGAACUCAUCUCCAGUUGGGCUCAGUACUAUACCACCACACCAAGAACACCGAACUCGCGCGGAGCCACUUGGAGAAAGCGUGGUUCAUAUCACAACAAAUCCCUCAGUUUGAAGAUGUUAAAUUUGAAGCUGCAAGUCUUCUGUCUGAACUUUACUGCCAACAGAAUCUGGUUGACUCUGCAAAGCCCCUGCUGAGGAAAGCCAUUCAGAUCUCCCAGCAAACUCCUUACUGGCACUGCAGGUUACUCUUUCAACUGGCGCAACUGCACACACUGGAGAAGGAUCUGGUGUCAGCCUGUGACCUUCUGGGGGUAGGGGCAGAGUAUGCCCGGGUGGUAGGCUCUGAAUACACCAGAGCUCUCUUUCUGUUGAGCAAAGGGAUGUUGCUGCUGAUGGAGAGGAAGCUGGGUGAGGUGCACCCUUUGCUGACACUGUGUGGCACCAUCGUGGAGAACUGGCAGGGAAACCCCAUCCAGAAGGAGUCCCUCCGAGUUUUCUUCCUGGUGCUGCAGGUCACACACUACCUGGAUGCUGGACAGGUGAAGAGCGUGAAGCCCUGUCUGAAGCAGCUGCAGCAGUGCAUCCAGACCAUCUCCACACUCCACGACGACGAGAUCCUGCCCAGUAAUCCCGCCGACCUCUUCCACUGGCUGCCCAAGGAGCACAUGUGUGUCCUCGUCUACCUGGUUACAGUCAUGCACUCAAUGCAAGCUGGCUACCUGGAGAAGGCCCAGAAAUACACAGACAAAGCACUCAUGCAGCUGGAAAAGCUCAAAAUGCUGGACUCCAGCCCCAUCUUGUCCACAUUUCAAGUCAUUCUACUUGAGCACAUCAUAAUGUGUCGACUCGUUACCGGCCACAAAGCAACGGCCCUGCAAGAGAUCUCUCAGGUGUGUCAGCUGUGCGCACAGUCACCCAGGCUGUUCACCAACCAUGCAUCACAGCUGCACACCCUGCUAGGGCUGUACUGUAUCUCCGUGAACUGCAUGGACAACGCGGAGGCCCAGUUCACCGCCGCCCUGCGGGUGAGUGACCUGACCACGCACCAGGAGCUGUGGGCGUUCAUCGUAACAAACCUGGCCAGCGUCUACAUCAGGGAGGGCAACCGGCACCAGGAGCUUUAUAGCCUGUUGGAGAGGAUAAACCCAGAUCACAACUUUCCUGUCAGCUCUCAUUGUCUGCGGGCAGCAGCCUUCUACAUCCGUGGCCUCCUCUCGUUCUUCCAGGGACGCUACAACGAGGCUAAGCGCUUCCUGAGGGAGACUCUGAAGAUGUCCAAUGCUGAAGACCUGAAUCGUCUGACCGCCUGCUCUCUGGUUCUACUGGGACAUAUCUUCUACGUGCUUGGGAACCACCGGGAGAGCAGCAACAUGGUGGUUCCAGCCAUGCAGCUGGCCAGCAAAAUCCCAGACAUGUCAGUCCAGCUCUGGUCCUCGGCUCUGCUCAAGGAUCUGAACAAGGCAUGCGGAAACACAAUAGACGCCCACGAGGCAGCUCAGAUGCACCAGAACUUCUCCCAGCAACUCCUGCAGGACCACAUUGCUGCAUGCAGCCUCCCUGAGCACAACCUUAUUAGUUGGACGGACGGACCCCCUCCGGUUGGCCAGUUUCAGGCCCAGAACGGACCCACUACCAGCCUGGCCAACCUGCUCUGAGCACCACCUGGUCGUGGGAGAGUGGGAGGGGAGGGGGGGGAAAGAAGGGGAGGACUCUGAUCGGCAUACAGCCUAGGGGAUCGUCGGUGUCCAACAUUGGCUGGCUUUUAUUGACAUUACCAUGCCAACGAGCAGAGUUAACCAAUGCAGAAUCGGAAUACUACCUAGGCCACAUAUUUUAUAUGGAAUUCUAUAGAUCAUACCUUAUUCUUUCACUGGUAGGAUUUUUUUAGUGGGCGGGUGGUGGGGAGUGCACAGGGGAUAAUGUCUUUAGGUGGUGACAUGAAAGAGAGUAUAGAUCGCUGAUCUUGCACCUACCUCAGAGAGGCUGCCACUGGGCAUUGCAUUAGCAGAGACUAAAUAACGAAAAUAGUGUACCAUCUAUAGUAAAAUUUCAAAUCUGAGGCCCUUUAUCUAAGUUCAAGUUUUUACCGAUAACCACAUGGCAGUCAAAGACACUGAUAAGCUACCUAUAAGGUAAACUAUCGCCCCCUGACAAGAAGCUAGCUUUUUGGUCUAGCUGGUGGUGUGUGGUUUAAAUAAAAUUUCUGACAACGAGUUAAAUAACAGGUUUUUACACACAGUGAAAAGACACCACCUGUACUCCAGGCAGAACAGUAAACCUGUUGGAAGAUGGUUUGUUGGAUACUGGAGCAACAUGUUCUGGAGUGGCAUUGGAUUGGAUUAAUAUUUGUCUUCUUUUUUUUUUUUUACUUGAUAAUCAUUUUGAAUUGAAAAUUGUAGGGAAUAUUUUUCCACCAUUUUUUUUCAGUAGGUGAUAACUCAAACGUUACACUUCACUUGGAUAUUUUAUUCCUACUAAUUUUACCUCUUGUUGUUUCCUUCAUGUUUGGCACCUUGUAACUCUCACCACCCCUGCAGUCCUGUUCUAAAAAUGAUUGUCCCUCUAAAAACUUGCCUAUAGUACCCGUUGCAACCAGAUGGGGGUACUGCAGAGUCGUAUUGGAGCAACCUGUUGGUGAAACGCCAAAGGACGCUCCAACCUGUAUUUUAAUAAACUUAUCAGGGUUUGUCCCCUAACAAAUCUAUCACCAAGAAUACCACAGUGCGUAUUUUCUAAAUCUAUUUAAAUGUCAUCAUAUUUUUUUUUUUAGUAACGUAUCACAAUGCAGACUCUUAUUUUAGCAACCAUGUUGAAAUGAUACCUGUGUGUUGCAAAUAUUUACCUCUUUAUUUUUAACAAAUUAAUCAAUUUACUAGAGUUUGUAAAUUUCACUAUUUAUAUACCACAUUGGACAAUAGUUUCACUAUUUUGUUGAUUUUUGUGAAGAUAUGGCAGAAAAUGUAUGUGUAUUUUUAUGUUUCUUAUGAAUAAUGAUUUAAACAUGAAAGUGCUACGUUUGGUCAGUUGUCAAACAAAAUGCUACAACUAUGACAGCCUUAAGUCGGUUAUUUUCAAGUAUAUGUUACACUGUGGGUCAUUAGGGUAUUUUAAUACUGGUAAUGUUUUUAAAUCCUUUUUUCCCCUCCAAUACAUUUUCAAAAACAUUUUUUAAUUAAAAUUGAAAAUGGACAUUAAGUUAUCAAUUGCAUCAACUGGCCUUUCUGCUGAUCUGAAACGCUCCCAUUUACAAACGCCAUCAUCCUAAUCUUUUGUAUGUGACUGCCCGUGUUUUCCUUGCCUGCCGGCGGAGAGUUACUGGAACCAUGGGUGUCCGGGGUGGUCAGCCAGGAUCUUUCUUGCAUCUUCUCUUACUCUGGAGCCUUGUAGGACCUUGGUUGAUGGUAGACAGCCAUUGACUUUUCCUGCAGAUCAGACAAUGCGUUACAGAUAACCCCUUCGGUGGGCAAACGCGACCCAAAGCCAUAGGAGGAGUUGAGGUCGGACACUACGGUUCAUAUGCAAAGCCGGAUCAGAAUCUUUUAUUUUAUUUUUUUUCUUCACCUGUCACAAGUGGUAUGUCAUUGGUCUCGAGGCAACAAUCAUCUACAAGUUCUGUUCAAACCCUGUACACACUGUGACUGUGAAAACUGCUUAAAAUACACAUUUGUACAUGUU
Esox lucius (northern pike) is the source of this 4119-nucleotide messenger RNA. It is a transcript of the gene mau2, whose product is annotated as MAU2 sister chromatid cohesion factor. The transcript is spliced from 19 exons. Gene Ontology annotation, molecular function: protein binding; double-stranded DNA binding. NCBI's taxonomy places the organism in Eukaryota, Metazoa, Chordata, Actinopteri, Esociformes, Esocidae. The record is from RefSeq and is a predicted model, not a curated record. Bases 291 to 2099 code for a protein of 602 amino acids. Gene Ontology annotation, biological process: mitotic sister chromatid cohesion; maintenance of mitotic sister chromatid cohesion. Gene Ontology annotation, cellular component: SMC loading complex; chromatin.